AUGUUUCCUUCAGUUUCUGUUACUCCUAGUCUCAUGGAUCAUGAGACAAACCUCAGAGAAAACUAUGUCUCACAGCCAAUGCAUUUGCAAGAAAGCUACUUGAAACCCAACAUGAAAGAUGCGCUUCCUUUUGGGGCUCCUUCAUCACAGGGUUUCUUGCAAGAUUUUCACCAUAUUGAUCAGUUUCAUUUGAAUGGCUCCUCAUCCAAUCAAGUUUUUGGGGUUCAAACUCCAAAUUUUGAUCCUUUUGGUAAUGUAACCUCUGCAGGUGUACAACCAGAAUUGGAAGUUUAUGAGUGCAAGCCUUUUGCUGAGAAUGGUAGUGUGCAUGCUCAUGUUAUGGAUAAUUUCCAAUACGAAGGUUAUGGUUUGAACCUGCCUAGGAGGAAUCAACUUGAUAUGAUGGUUGCAAACCAAAGCUAUUUGCCCAUUAAUCCUCCAGAAACCAAGUCUUUGAGUUUUAUUGUACCAGAUGAAGUCUCAUGCAUAUCCACAGCAAAUUAUUACAAGAGGGUUGGCUUGAACAAAAAUAAUAGGGAAUUUCCAACCACUAGAAGAACAUUCAAAGUUCGGAAGAAGUCCAACAUAGUGAAGGGGCAAUGGACAGUGGAGGAAGAUAGGUUGCUGAUUCAAAUGGUCGAACAAUAUGGAGUGAGGAAGUGGUCUCAUAUCGCUCAAGCUUUGCCUGGAAGAAUAGGGAAACAGUGCAGAGAACGAUGGCAUAACCAUUUAAGGCCUGACAUUAAGAAGGAUAUAUGGACUGAUGAAGAGGACAAGAUACUAAUCCAAGCACAUGCAGAUAUAGGAAAUAAGUGGGCAGAGAUUGCAAAAAGAUUGCCAGGAAGAACUGAAAACUCAAUCAAAAACCAUUGGAAUGCAACCAAGAGAAGGCAAUAUUCCAAAAGAAAAUGUCGCUCAAAGUACCCUAGAGGCUCUCUUCUGCAGGAAUAUAUCAAGAGCUUGAACUUGGACCAAAACCCACCAAUAGACUAUAGAAAAAGAUCUGCUUCUAAUGCUUAUGCUAAUGCUAAUGCCAAGGUAAACAACACUAGCACUAGCACUAGCAAGGCAGCACCAACAGCAACCCAGUCCCAUCAUACUACUGAUCAAUUUUGUCCCAGUGAUCGCUUGGUGCCAAAUUAUGACUUCAACAAUGAGGUCCCAGAUUUUUGUUUGGAUGAUAAUUUGUUUGAAGAGGGUUGCAGUAUUGAUUCUCUGCUUGAUGAUAUGCACAGUGCUCCUAUUAUGAAUGAAAAGGAUUUUGAUGGAAAAAUGCAUCUUGAUGAGGAUUACUUUGAGACAGCAAUGCCUCAUGAGCUGAUGGCACCUAUGGUGGGAAUUGAAGUUAAGAAGGAGUUGGAUUUGGUGGAGAUGAUGUCUCAGGUUCAUAAUAAUAUUGAUGUGUAA
Messenger RNA from Gastrolobium bilobum, 1407 nucleotides. Its product is annotated as transcription factor MYB98-like. The transcript has 4 exons. The record is from RefSeq and is a predicted model, not a curated record. Gene Ontology annotation, biological process: regulation of DNA-templated transcription. The coding region runs from base 1 to 1407 and encodes 468 amino acids. Gene Ontology annotation, molecular function: RNA polymerase II cis-regulatory region sequence-specific DNA binding; DNA-binding transcription factor activity, RNA polymerase II-specific. Gene Ontology annotation, cellular component: nucleus. NCBI's taxonomy places the organism in Eukaryota, Viridiplantae, Streptophyta, Magnoliopsida, Fabales, Fabaceae.